Messenger RNA from Rhododendron vialii, 2489 nucleotides. RefSeq names its product probable L-type lectin-domain containing receptor kinase S.5. Gene Ontology annotation, cellular component: plasma membrane. Lineage: Eukaryota; Viridiplantae; Streptophyta; Magnoliopsida; Ericales; Ericaceae. The coding region runs from base 133 to 2220 and encodes 695 amino acids. Gene Ontology annotation, molecular function: protein kinase activity; carbohydrate binding; ATP binding. The record is from RefSeq and is a predicted model, not a curated record. Gene Ontology annotation, biological process: protein phosphorylation. The transcript is spliced from 3 exons.
UUUUAAAUCCAGUACAACCAAUCUCCUCUCUCCCGCGUGCAUCAAAAGUCCCAUAGAUCUCUCUCUCUCUCUCUCUCUCUCUCUCUAAAAUCUCCAUUUCCACAUUACCCAAUACCCAAUCUGAUAAACCGCAUGGGCCUGGCGGCGAACCCAAUCACAGCCGUCGUGCUCCUCCUCCUCCUCUCAAUACUCGCAGCACCGCCACCCGUCUCCGCCAAGCUCAAAACCACCACCAUCCCCUUCGCCAGCUUCACCUCCAACGACCCACUACAUGUAGACCAACCAGCCACAAUAAACAACGGCGCCCUCCAAGUCACCCUCGACACCGCCAACGCCGCCGUCUCCUCGCUCACCAACCAGUCCGGACGGAUCCUCUACGACACCCCCUUCACCCUAUGGGAGGGCCCCAACGACACGUUCUCCGACCGGGUGGCGUCGUUCAACGCCUCGUUCCUCGUGAACAUCUACCGGUUAACGGACUCUCCCAUCCCCGGCGAGGGGCUCACGUUCGUGGUGGCGCCAGACCUGAACGUGCCGCUCAACAGCUACGGGGAGUACUUGGGUCUGACGAAUGCCACCACCGACGGCAACGCUUCGAACCGGAUUCUCGCGGUUGAGCUGGACACGUUUAAGGAGGAUUUUGAUCCGGACGCGAACCACGUCGGGCUGAAUAUAAACUCCGUGAGAUCUAACAAGACAGCGUCGUUGACCCCACUCGAGCUGGUUGGGCCCAAUCAAACUGCCAAUUUCUUCAAUGUCUGGGUUCAGUACGAUGGAGUCAAAAAGGUGAUCGAGGUUUACAUCGCUCAACAAGCAAACCAAACGGAUCCGACGCCUCCAAGACCCGCCAACCCGAUCCUGAACUCGACCCUGGAGCUCCGAGGGCUGGUGAACCAAGUCUCCUACUUCGGCUUCUCCGCGUCAACGGGCAACUUCACCGAGCUCAACUGCGUCUUGCGGUGGAACUUGACGGUGGAGCACUACUCCGACGAAAAACAACUGAUCACAAAGAUCGCCCUCGCCGCCGGCAUCCCGGCGGUGGUUCUCUUAGCGGCGGCGGCUGUGGCGGGGUACUUCCUCCGGAAGAGGUGGUUGGCGCGGUCGAACCCGCAUAUACUGGGAGCCUUGAAGAGCUUGCCCGGGACUCCUCGGGAGUUUCAGUACAAGGAUUUGCUGAGGGCUACGAAUAAGUUCGAUGAGAAGAGGAAGCUGGGACAAGGUGGGUUUGGGGUGGUUUACAAAGGGUACUUGGCGAAUGAGAAUUUGGAUGUGGCUGUGAAGGUUUUUACGAGGGAGAGUUUGAAGGGCGAGGAUGAUUUCUUGGCUGAGCUUACCAUCAUCAAUCGGCUCAGGCACAAGCAUCUUGUUCGAUUAUUGGGAUGGUGUCACAAGCAUGGGAAGUUGCUGCUGGUUUACGAAUACAUGCCCAACGGCAGCCUCGACAAACACCUCUUCAGCGACGCCGACAGCAAGCCGCUGAGCUGGACUCUCCGCCUCAAGAUCAUCUCUGGGGUAGCUGCCGCCCUCCACUACCUCCACAACGAGUAUGACCAGAAGGUGGUCCACCGCGACCUCAAGGCCAGCAACAUCUUGCUUGACUCCGACUUCAAUGCCAGGCUAGGGGACUUUGGCCUCGCGCGGGCCCUAGAAAACGAAAAAACCUCGUAUGCAGAAGUUGAGGGCAUUAUGGGAACACUGGGGUACAUUGCCCCUGAAUGCUUCCACACUGGCAAGGCCACCCAGCAGUCUGAUGUGUAUGCUUUUGGUGCAGUUCUAUUGGAAGUGGUUUGUGGGUUUAAGCCCGGGACACGUAUCGGCGGGUACCAGUUCUUAGUGGAUUGGGUCUGGGCCUUGCAUCGUGAGGGCCGGUUACUUGAGGCAGUGGACAAGAAGCUCGAGGAGGAUUAUGUAGUGGAAGAAGCCCAAAGAAUUUUGCUUCUGGGCCUGUCCUGUUCGCAUCCGACAGCAUGCGAAAGGCCCAAAACACAGGAAAUUGUUCAGAUACUAUCGGGCUCGGUGGCUGUGCCUCAAGUGCCGCCGUUCAAGCCGGCUUUUGUGUGGGCAUCGUUGCCAAUGGGGGAGGGAGACAGCACUGCGGCCACCACCACCACCACCAACACAAUGUCCUUUACGACCUCACACUAUGAAUCACAUUCGACACCAUUGGCCAUCGAAUCAGAACACCAACGCAGACACAGUGAUAGCUUCAAUACCGUUUAAGUUCUCAUUUUUUUGUGGUCUUUCCUACCAACUAGUUGUUCAUUGUUGGGGUAAGAAAUCAGAAAGUUUCCAUCCUUUUCGUUUUUUUUUUCUUUUUUUCUUUUAUCGGUUUCUGUAUUUACUCUGAUUUUGUUUAUUGAGAGGAGGGAGAAAAAUGGGGGAAUUGCUUGCGUAAAUUUGGUGGGUGGUAUUGUAUAAGAUCAACUUUUCUUGUACUUUGUGUUUGUUGGCAAAAGCCUAAAAGGUUUCCUGAGACAGCUGAAGAGGAA